This is a messenger RNA of Phytomonas sp. EM1, 543 nucleotides long. Lineage: Eukaryota; Euglenozoa; Kinetoplastea; Trypanosomatida; Trypanosomatidae. The record is from the annotation of a GenBank genome assembly.
GCAAAUCGUUGAUAUCACAGCACUUCUCAUCGUAACAUCAACCUUUAUCAAAAUUGAUGUACCAAACCGCAGAGUGUAGGACAGGCGGGAACUUGACUUUUACGCCAAGCGAAGGCAAUAAAUUUGGUUUUAAACCAGGCCAAAUAGUUCAUUUUACGAAAAGCCUUCGCAAUGGGAAGGUGGCCCUUAUCCGUGGUGUGUGCGACGGCCUCUUAUGGUUUUCCGUCUUCCCAUCCGUAGAUGAGGCCGCAAAAGAGGAGGCCCUCAGAGCUCCCGUCGAUUCUUCUAGCUGUCGAGGGUACGAAGAGUUUAUUCGCCAAUACGGGUGGGUCAUAGACGACAGAAAAAAUGAGUUUUUGUAUCAAGACGCCUAGUAAAGAUAAGCCCUAAAGGGUUAGUAUACUGUUCUUACUGUAACUACUACGUGUCUUUCAAAUGAAAAAUGAGUACAUUUGUUUUAGCAAAUAAUAAGGUAUUUUAUUUGAACUACAAAGGUGUCGAAAAUCGUGUGUGAGUAAUUUCAUUUUAUUUUCGUGUCCCUUG